Molecule: messenger RNA, 4615 nt
Organism: Theobroma cacao (cacao)
Lineage: Eukaryota; Viridiplantae; Streptophyta; Magnoliopsida; Malvales; Malvaceae
Gene: ARF19
Product: auxin response factor 19
Biological process (GO): regulation of DNA-templated transcription; response to hormone
Cellular component (GO): nucleus
Molecular function (GO): DNA binding
Source: RefSeq, a predicted model, not a curated record
GGCUUUUGCUCUGCUUUUGUUUUGCUUUGCUUUGGCUUUGGCUUUGUCUCUCUGAUUUCCCGGCGACAAGUCUGUUUCCUUCUCCUUGAUCCCAUAAAGUUUUUUUUUCUCUUUUUUUUUUUAAAUCUCUUUUCGUCUGAUUCUAGAACCAAAAAACGGUGAGCUUCAAGAGAAGAGCAGUUUUCAGUUUGAUUGGGAAAAUGGAACCGGUUGUUAACAUUCCAUGCAGUUAGUUCUCUACGGUUCGGCUUCUUUAAACGAUUCAUCGACGGAAUUUUUUUUCUUUUUUGGAAAUGAAAUGCUUCACGUGAUUGAAAUAUCGAAACGAAUCAAAGCUUGUAACGAAGGUAAUGAAGAGAAAAGUAGCUCAGAAAAGAACGAAGUUUUGGCGUUUGGUUUCACUUCAAGUUAGGGUUUAGUUUCUUUGGGAUUUGAAUGUGAAGCAGCGGCGUUUCUUCAAGCGCGUAUGCGGUAAUUUUCCGACAAGGGAUACUGCAGAAAAGAUUUUUUUUUUUUGAAGCGUUGAUGGUUUCAUUGCUAAAAGAGUGGAAGUAACUUUAUGGUGAAGAAAGUUGAUCUUUUUCAAGCGUUUUGUUGGAGCAAAACAAGUGAUUGGAUUCCUUAAGAGUUUUGUUUACUUUUUAUUGAUUCAAAUUUGUUAGCAUGAAGGCUCCACCAAAUGGAUUUUUGGCAAAUUCUGCAGAAGGAGAAAGGAAGAGUAUCAAUUCAGAAUUAUGGCAUGCUUGUGCUGGACCACUUGUUUCUUUGCCGCCAGUUGGAAGUCUGGUGGUUUACUUUCCUCAAGGCCACAGCGAGCAAGUUGCAGCAUCAAUGCAAAAGGAGACUGAUUUCAUACCAAGCUACCCUAAUCUUCCUUCCAAAUUGAUUUGCAUGCUCCAUAAUGUCACUUUGCAUGCUGAUCCAGAAACUGAUGAGGUCUAUGCCCAGAUGACUCUUCAACCUGUAAAUAAAUAUGACAAGGAAGCAUUACUGGCAUCUGAUAUGGGCCUCAAGCAAAGCAGACAACCUGCUGAGUUCUUUUGCAAAACUCUUACAGCUAGUGACACUAGCACUCAUGGUGGAUUUUCUGUGCCUCGUCGAGCAGCUGAGAAGAUCUUCCCGCCUCUGGAUUUUUCAAUGCAACCACCUGCUCAGGAGCUAGUAGCUAGAGAUUUACAUGACAAUACAUGGACAUUUAGACAUAUUUAUCGAGGUCAACCAAAGAGGCACCUUCUGACUACUGGUUGGAGUGUCUUUGUUAGCACAAAAAGACUCUUUGCUGGUGAUUCUGUUCUUUUUAUAAGAGAUGAGAAGUCACAGCUGCUCUUGGGUAUAAAGCGCGCUAAUAGACAGCAGCCAGCUCUCUCUUCAUCAGUGAUUUCUAGUGAUAGCAUGCAUAUUGGGAUCCUUGCUGCCGCAGCUCAUGCUGCAGCCAAUAACAGCCCAUUUACUAUAUUCUACAAUCCAAGGGCAAGCCCUUCUGAGUUUGUGAUUCCGUUAGCAAAGUAUAACAAAGCCAUGUAUACCCAAGUUUCUCUUGGCAUGCGGUUUAGAAUGAUGUUUGAAACCGAGGAAUCUGGGGUACGCAGAUAUAUGGGUACAAUCACAGGUAUAAGUGACUUGGAUCCUGUGCGAUGGAAAAAUUCACAGUGGCGCAAUCUUCAGGUUGGAUGGGAUGAAUCAACAGCUGGUGAACGGCCCAGCCGGGUUUCAAUUUGGGAAAUUGAGCCAGUUGUAACUCCUUUCUACAUAUGUCCACCUCCGUUUUUCAGGCCCAGGUUUCCCAAGCAACCAGGGAUGCCAGAUGAUGAGUCUGAUAUUGAGAAUGCUUUCAAGAGAGCUAUGCCCUGGCUUGGAGAUGACUUUGGUAUGAAGGAUGCCCCUAGUUCGAUCUUCCCCGGUUUGAGUUUAGUUCAGUGGAUGAGCAUGCAGCAAAAUAAUCAGUUUCCAGCUGCUCAAUCAGGAUGCUUCCCAUCAAUGGUUUCUUCAAAUCCCCUGCAUAAUAACCUUAGCACUGAUGAUCCUUCCAAGUUAUUGAAUUUUCAAGCUCCUGUAUCACCUGCAUCGAACAUGCCAUUUAACAAAGCAAAUGCAAACCAAGUCAACCAGUUGCCUCAGGCACCUAUGACAUGGCCCCAACAGCAGCAGCUUCAGCAGUUAUUGCAGACUCCUCUAAGUCAACAUCAACAGCACCAGCAGCAAACCCAACAGCAAUUGCAGCGACAACAGCCGCAACAACCACAACAACCACAGCAGCAGCCACAGCAGCAUCUUCUUCAUCAACAGCAGCCACAGUCACAGCCACAGCAGCAGCAACAACAACAGCAACAACAACAACAACAACAACAAAGACAACAGCCACAACUGCAGCAGCAGCUGCAACAACAAGCAUUCCUACCGGCUCAAGUAAAUAAUGGCAUCAUUGCCCCUACCCAGAUCUCAAAUCAAAAUUUGCAUCAGCCAGCUGUUUACUCUCAGCUUCAGCAGCAACAAUUACUGACAGGCAAUAGCCAGUCUACCCAAGCUAUCCUUUCUGCUAAUAAGACUUCAUAUCCUUUGACAUCAUUACCACAAGAUACACAGAUUCAGCAACAAAUGGAACAGCAGACUAACCUCAUACAGAGGCAGCAGCAACAGACACAGUUGCAGCAACAACAGACACAGUUGCAGCAGCAACAAACACAGUUGCAGCAGUCACCACUGCAAUUGCUGCAGCAAAGCCUAUCCCAGAGGACACAGCAGCAGCCACAGAUUCAGCAAUUGUCACCGCAGGGCCUCUCAGAUCAACAGCUUCAAUUACAACUGUUACAAAAAUUGCAGCAACAGCAACAGCAGCAGCAGCAGCAGCAGCAGUCGUCUCAACAAUUACUAUCCCCAGCUGGAUCACUGUUGCAGCCUCCAAUGGUGCAGCAACAGCAAACCCACCAACAAAACCAACCAUUGCAGCAGCUGCCUCUCUCUCAGAGCCAGCCACAACCACUUGGCAGCAAUGGCUUCUCAACAUCAACUCUCAUGCAACCUCAACAGCUUUCAAUGAACCAACCUCAAAGUCAGAACAAGCCACUUGUGGCAAUGAGAACCCAUUCUGGUCUUACUGAUGGAGAUGCUCCAUCAUGUUCGACCUCACCUUCUACCAAUAAUUGUCAGGUUUCCCCAUCAAACUUUCUAAACAGAAGUCAGCAAGUACCAUCCAUAUUGGUGACAGAUCCAGUUGUUGAGCCUGCAAGUACACUUGUUCAAGAGCUUCAGAACAAGUCUGAUAUCCGAAUCAAACAUGAGCUGCCCACCUCUAAAGGACCAGACCAAUCAAAGUACAAAAGUACUGUAACAGAUCAAUUAGAAGCAUCGUCUUCUGGAACAUCAUAUUGCCUGGAUGCAGGCACCAUCCAGCAUAAUUUCUCCCUUCCCCCCUUUUUGGAAGGUGAUGUCCAAUCACAUCCUCGGAACAAUCUUCCUUUUACAGCUAAUAUUGAUGGUUUGGCACCUGACACUUUGUUAUCAAGGGGAUAUGACUCUCAAAAGGAUCUUCAAAACCUGCUUUCUAAUUAUGGUGGCACUCCAAGAGAUAUUGACACAGAGUUGUCUACUGCUGCAAUAAGCUCUCAGUCUUUCGGUGUGCCAAACAUACCUUUCAAGCCUGGGUGCUCAAAUGAUGUUGCCAUCAAUGAGACAGGAGUUUUAAAUGGUGGGUUGUGGGCCAGCCAGACUCAACGCAUGCGAACAUAUACAAAGGUGCAAAAGCGUGGCUCUGUAGGAAGAUCAAUUGAUGUGACCCGCUAUAAAGGGUAUGACGAACUCAGGCAUGAUCUAGCCCGCAUGUUUGGUAUUGAGGGGCAGCUGGAAGAUCCACAAAGUUCUGACUGGAAAUUAGUUUAUGUGGAUCAUGAAAAUGACAUAUUACUUGUUGGUGAUGAUCCUUGGGAAGAAUUUGUAAGUUGUGUCCAGAGCAUAAAGAUACUGUCAUCUGCUGAAGUACAGCAGAUGAGCUUGGAUGGUGAUCUGGGAAAUGUGGCAGUUCCCAAUCAAGCUUGCAGUGGGACUGACAGCGGAAAUGCAUGGAGAGGACAUUAUGAUGAUACCUCAGCUGCCUCAUUUAAUAGAUAAAAGUCUCAACUCUGAUAAAAGACAAAUUGAUAUAUCUUCAGCUAUUGGACUUUGCCCGGGCUCGUCGAUGACACUGUUGAAUUCACUCAAAAAGAUACAAUGAAUCUAGUUCUUCAAGGAGAGGUGAUCACCCCGUGGUAUUGAGCCUUUAGAAAGUAUGCUGGUUGCAGGUGUUAAAUUCUAAAAGCCACUGCCAUGAAGUUGGCAGAAGGAUUUAUAUUUUAACUUAAGCAUCCACAUUUUGACAUUGGCCCUUUAUUGGUAGUUCUAUGGUGAGGGUAAGGUGAAGGAGCAGAGGCAAGGGACAGGUGAUGUAUGAUAUAACCAUAUUUAGAGCUGAUUUGACAUUCUCUCCUGUAAAUGCUAUGAUGUAGAGCACAUUAUCCGCAAGAUGUGUAGUGGUUGUAGCUAUUACUCGGCAGAUACAAUUAGCAUCAGUUUUUGUUCAUGUUGCAGCCGACGCUUCCUUCCACCCCUUUUCUGCCAAUUUAGUAAACACCAUGAUUGAUGA